GUGAACACUUACACAACCUUUUUCUGUGUGCUUAUAUAAGACAGAAGCAAAGGAAGGAGAUAGAGAAACACACACAGCACCAAGCAGGACCUAACAACUACAGCGAGAAUUAGGUAAAGGAAUAAACAGUGAAGGCGAUGUCCUACACACUCCCAGUGGUGCUCUUGCUCAGCUUUGUCUUACACACACCGACGCUGAGUGAGAAGCUCACGCUGAAGCCUCCUGAGCACGAGCUGUUCAAUGGCUCUCUGUACGCCACAUGCAGGAUGAAACCCAACACCCGGCUGCUGCCGGGAACGCCCCGAGUGUACGGACACGUCCUGUUUAAACAAACUGGCCCACAGGAGAAGUUACAGGUGAUGUUCAGGCUGUAUGGUCUGCCUGACUAUUACUCAAAGUCCAGAGCAAUACACAUUCACCAGUAUGGAGAUCUCAGCGAGGGCUGCAUCUCCACCGGUGGCCACUACAACCCAAACGAAGUCAACCAUCCCCAUCAUCCGGGUGAUUUCGGAAACUUUAUAACCCGCAAUGGGAAGAUUCGACGGGCUGUAACCUCCAAAGCCACUCUGUACGGUGGCACCUCGGUGCUCGGUCGUGCCGUGGUGAUCCAUGAGAAGGAGGACGACAUGGGACAUGGAGGAGAUCCAGGAAGUCUUCUGCAUGGGAACGCAGGAGCACGACUGGCCUGUUGUGUGAUCGGAAUAAGCAGUUCCAAACCCUGGAAUAAAACCCGUCACUAAAUUAAUGUGAAGUUAAAUCUGUACACACGUCUGAGCAUCUGAUGGUCAUUCUGUUCAUGUCGUGUUCAUUGGGAGGAUAUAAUGAUGUCAUGAUUAGGGAAACUUGGAUAAAGGAACAAAGAAACUACACAUCUUACUACUUACUUUUCUUCUAUUUCUAAUUCUCCCUUAUUACUCAUUAUUUUGUCUUCUUAACAUGCAUUGUUCCUGUACGUCUACAUCCUGUUAGAAUGUCCUCAUUCAAAUGGGGCUGUGAUUUUAUUACAUCAUGAAGAUGUGAACUAUAUAAUAAGUGCAGAAUUAUUUUGUGUGAUGCAUCUAAAUAGUUUACAUCUUAAACAGUGACAGAAUUGUUAAAAGAUUCUUCUUCAUCAUUGUACCAAUUAAAUCAUUCGUCACAAACUGAUGUAAAAACAAAUGAACUGUCAGUUCAACGUCUGUGUAAUUGUGCCGUUUCUCUUUUAAUCCAGUUUAGUUCACUUUUAAUGUGUAAUAAAUAAUGUGUGAUUCAGGAUUU
This is a messenger RNA of Tachysurus vachellii, 1257 nucleotides long. RefSeq names its product superoxide dismutase 3, extracellular b (gene sod3b). Gene Ontology annotation, biological process: removal of superoxide radicals. Bases 138 to 740 code for a protein of 200 amino acids. The transcript is spliced from 2 exons. The record is from RefSeq and is a predicted model, not a curated record. Lineage: Eukaryota; Metazoa; Chordata; Actinopteri; Siluriformes; Bagridae. Gene Ontology annotation, molecular function: superoxide dismutase activity; copper ion binding.